This is a messenger RNA of Lizanozyma spartinae, 1059 nucleotides long. RefSeq names its product type 2C protein phosphatase (gene PTC4). The record is from RefSeq and is a predicted model, not a curated record. Gene Ontology annotation, biological process: protein dephosphorylation. Gene Ontology annotation, molecular function: cation binding; protein serine/threonine phosphatase activity. The coding region runs from base 1 to 1059 and encodes 352 amino acids. The transcript has a single exon. NCBI's taxonomy places the organism in Eukaryota, Fungi, Ascomycota, Pichiomycetes, Serinales, Debaryomycetaceae.
AUGGGACAACUAUUAUCGAAACCCGUGGAGGAGAAGACCAUUGAGCAUCAAAGCCAUGACCUGCUUACGUAUUGUAUCGGAUCAAUGCAGGGGUAUAGAAUGAGUAUGGAAGAUGCUCAUGAUGUUAAGUUACGUGAAGACGAAAGUAUAGGUGUCUUUGGAGUAUUUGAUGGUCAUGGAGGUAAACAAUGUUCUCUUUAUCUCAGUCAACAUUUACUUCGAAUGAUCUUUAGAAGACUAAAACAAGGGGAAGAACUGCAAGAACAGACCGUCUCCUUAACUCAGCGACAGUCUAUCAUCAAAGAUUCUUUCUUUGCUAUUGAUAAACAACUUGAAGGAACCCCCAGUUUGGUUGAAUGUGGAUCCACAGCUAUUGUGGCUACGUAUUUCCGGGACCAAUACAUCAUUGUGGCCAAUACGGGUGAUUCUCGGUGUAUACUUUCUGUUGAUGGACAAGCAAAAAACAUGUCUUAUGAUCAUAAGCCUACGAUAAUGAAUGAACGAAUCAGAGUGGAGAAUAGCAAUGGAUAUGUCUUAAACAAUCGGAUCAACGAGAUUCUUGCCCUUUCACGAGCCUUUGGUGAUUUCAGAUUCAAAUCUCCUUAUCUUUCAUACACCAAGAACAAGUACAUUUUACAGAACCUUCCGGAGUCAAUAAGGAGGCAAUCCAUAGAAUCGGUGAUCCCCAAACAACAUCUGAAAUUGGUUCAUUUGCCACCCGAAUUAUAUCAAAUCACUGUAGAACCGGAUUUCCUUGUGUAUGAUCUUGUUGAUAAUGUUAGACCCGAAUUCAUGGUGAUAGCCUGUGAUGGGAUUUGGGACUGCUUCAAGAAUCAAGAUUUGAUCAAGUUGAUCAGAGACAAGUUGGGGUUAGGUUGGCAACUUCCAAAGAUUACGGAAUAUGCAUUGAAUGAAUGUUUGGUGAUGGCCAAUAAUUAUACGGGGAUUGGUUUUGAUAAUAUGACAAUGAUAAUUGUUGCGUUCCAUCAGGAACAGACCAUGAAUGAAUGGUACGAUAUGAUGAAGGAUAAAGUCUUGAAGGAGAAGAAUUUGGUAUAA